AUGGGUUCGGAAACAACCAACAAAUCUUAUCCUCUUCACUUUGUUCUCUUCCCUUUCAUGGCUCAAGGCCAUAUGAUUCCCAUGGUUGAUAUUGCAAGGCUCUUGGCUCAGCGCGGUGUCAUCAUAACAAUUGUCACUACGCCUCACAAUGCGGCGAGGUUCAAGAAUGUCCUAAGCCGGGCUAUCGACUCUGGCUUGCCCAUCAACUUAGUGCAGGUCAAGUUUCCACAUCAAGAAGCUGGUCUGCCAGAAGGACAAGAGAAUCUAGAUUUGCUCGAUUCAAUGGAGUUGAUGAUACCUUUCUUUAAAGCGGUUAACAAGCUCGAGGAACCAGUCCAGAAGCUCAUUGAAGAGAUGAGACCUAGACCAAGCUGUCUAAUUUCUGAUAUGUGUUUGCCUUACACAACCAGAAUCGCCAAGAAGUUCGAUAUACCAAAGAUCCUCUUCCAUGGCAUGUGUUGCUUUUGUCUUCUGUGUAUGCAUGUUUUACGCAAGCACCGUGAGAUCUUGGAUAAUUUGAAGUCAGACAAGGAGUACUUCGUCGUUCCUUAUUUUCCUGAUAAAGUUGAAUUCACACAACCUCAAGUUCCUGUCGAAACAUAUGUUCCUGGAGAUUGGAAAGAGUUCUUGGAUGAUUUGAGAGAAGCGGAUAAGACAUCCUAUGGUGUGAUAGUCAACUCGUUUGAGGAGCUUGAGCCUGCUUAUAUCAAAGACUACAAGGAGGCAAGGUCAGGUAAAGUAUGGUCAAUUGGACCAGUUUCCUUGUGCAAUAAGGUAGGAGCAGACAAAGCUGAGAGGGGAAACAAAUCAGACAUUGAUAAAGAGGAGUGCCUUAAAUGGCUUGAUUCUAAGGAACCGGCUUCUGUGCUCUACGUUUGCCUUGGAAGUAUAUGCAAUCUUCCUCUGUCUCAGCUCAAGGAGCUCGGUCUAGGCCUAGAGGAAUCCAAAAGACCUUUCAUUUGGGUCAUAAGAAGUUGGGAGAAAAACAAAGAGUUAGUUGAGUGGAUCACCAAGAGCGGAUUCGAAGAUAGAAUCAAAGAUAGAGGACUUCUCAUCAGAGGAUGGUCUCCUCAAAUGAUUAUCCUUUCACAUCCUUCAGUUGGAGGGUUCUUAACGCAUUGCGGAUGGAACUCAACUCUUGAAGGGAUAACCUCUGGUCUACCGCUGCUUACAUGGCCGCUAUUCGCAGACCAGUUCUGUAACGAGAAACUGGUCGUGCAAGUGCUAAAAGCCGGCGUGAGCGCUGGAGUUGAGCAGCCUAUGAAAUGGGGAGAAGAAGAGAAAAUAGGAGUGUUGGUGGAUAAAGAAGGAGUGAAGAAAGCAGUGGAAGAAUUAAUGGGUGAGAGUGAUGAUGCUAAAGAGAGAAAAAGAAGAGCCAAAGAACUUGGAGAAUUAGCUCACAAAGCUGUGGAGGAAGGAGGCUCUUCUCAUUCUAACAUCACAUUCUUGUUACAAGAUAUAAUGCAACUAGCACAAUCCAAUAAUUGA
Molecule: messenger RNA, 1488 nt
Organism: Arabis nemorensis
Lineage: Eukaryota; Viridiplantae; Streptophyta; Magnoliopsida; Brassicales; Brassicaceae
Source: the annotation of a GenBank genome assembly